AUGGUUGGACAAUUUAUCCCGUCUAGUGGUAAUAAAUCAUUCAUUUUAUCGUGGGGUAUUAGAGAAAGCAGAGAAAUAUCAUUACAAAAAGGAUAUGUAAAUAUUCAAAAGAUUGCUGAUCAUUUACAUUUAUCUAGCCAACACAUUGAAGCUGCACAGAGAAUUUAUUUAAUGGCUUUACAAAGAAAUUUUACUAUGGGUCGUAAUAAUUCAUAUGUUGCUGCUUCUUGUUUAUAUACCAUAUGUAGAAGAGAAAAAUCACCUAUUAUGUUAAUAGAUUUUAGUGAUAUAUUACAAACACCUGUAAAACCAUUAGGAAAAACAUUUUUAAAAUUAUUAAGAUUACUACAUAUUAAUGUUCCAAAUAUAGAUCCAUCAUUAUUUUUAGAAAGAUUUGCUCAUAAAUUAAACUUAAAAAAUGAUAUUUAUAAAGUUACAUAUACAGGUAUUAAAUUAAUUCAAGCUAUGACUAGAGAUUGGAUAAGCACUGGUAGAAGACCUACAGGUUUAUGUGGUGCUGCUCUUUUAAUAUCAACAAGAAUGCAUGGUAUUUCUAUUAAUUCAAAUACUAUUGCUGAUAUUGUUAGAAUAUCUAAUCCUACUAUUAUCAAAAGAUUAGCUGAAUUUAAAAAUACUAGUACAGCACAAAUAAAAGCUAGCGAAUUUGACAAAAUAUCAAUUAAUGAUAUACCAUCAAAUAAUAUACCGCCAUGUGUUAUUUAUUAUAACAAAAAGAAAUUUAAAGAUAAUAUAUCUGAAAAAAAUAAAACCUUAUCUUUAUGUGAUGAUGUAGAUAACCUUUCUGAAGAUAUGUCAUCAUCUACUCUAAUAAAUAAUGAAGAAAAUAAAAUGGUCACUCAUAGUAUCAAUCAUAAUUUCUCUUCUUCUAAAUAUCAAGAAAAUAAUACAAACUUAGUAAGUAGUACACAUUCUAAUAUAGACAAUACAGAUCUUAUAUUUAAUAAUAAUUCUUCUGAUCAUUUAUCGAAGUCAGAUUAUUCAAUACAUCUAGAUGAAAUAUGUAAUGAAAACCCUAAAGGAAAUGAUAUACAUAAUCUUGCUCAAAAAAUUAUGAACACAAUCAAUUUAGAUAUAAAUAGUAAUAUAUUAAAAAAUAUUGAUACAAAAAUGAAUUUACAUAAUAACCUUAUAGAUACCUUCUCUGUAAAUACAGAUGUAUCAACAAAUACACACAAAGGCAGUCAUAUAUCAUAUAACAAAGAAUAUACAAGUGAAACAAAUUAUUUGGAUAACAUAAAUAAUUUAUUAAAUGAAAAUGAAAAUAAUAAUAAAAAUAAUCAUGGUAAUAAUAUUGCAGAUAAUAAUCCAUCUUCCCUUUCAAACAAUAAAUCAAACGAAUCAAAUGAUAAUACAUAUAACACAACAUUAAAAGAAACUGUUACAUGCGAAAUAAAUAAUAUUCUUAAUGAUGUAGAUGAGGCAUAUAAUAAUUUCCUAAACGAUUCAUCAGAUUUUCAAAAAGGACCAAAAAAAAAUAAUACAAAUAAUACGAAUAAUAUUAAUAAUAUUAAUAAUAUUAAUAAUAUACUUACAGAUUUUAAUUAUUUCUUUGAUAAUAAUUCUAAUAAUAUUAAUGAUCAAAAUGAAACUCUAGAUUUAAAUUCAGAAUGCUCUAGUAGUCCAAGUUGUAAUUCUUUAAGUGAUGUAUAUGAUAGUGAGAUAGAAAAUAUUAUAUUAUCAGAAAAAGAAAGAGAAAUGAAAAUGCUUAUUUGGGAUGAUAUGAUGAAAAAUCAUUUGCCUCAUUUAUCCAAACAACUUAAAAAACAUAAAAAAAGAAGUCAUAAUGAUAAUAAUAAAAAUAAAGAUACAAAUUCUAAAAAAAAACAAAAUACCCUUGAAGAUUAUUCACAAAUACAAUCUACAGGUGAAUCUGUUUUAAAAGCCUUAGGCAAAUCAGACAAAAAUUUACCAAAUAAAAUUAAUUAUGAUGUAUUACAAUCUUUAUUUACAUCAUAG
Messenger RNA from Plasmodium adleri (nom. inval.), 1977 nucleotides. RefSeq names its product transcription factor IIIb subunit, putative. Lineage: Eukaryota; Apicomplexa; Aconoidasida; Haemosporida; Plasmodiidae. The coding region runs from base 1 to 1977 and encodes 658 amino acids. Gene Ontology annotation, molecular function: RNA polymerase III general transcription initiation factor activity; TBP-class protein binding; RNA polymerase III type 3 promoter sequence-specific DNA binding. The record is from RefSeq and is a predicted model, not a curated record. The transcript is spliced from 2 exons. Gene Ontology annotation, biological process: transcription preinitiation complex assembly; transcription by RNA polymerase III; DNA-templated transcription initiation. Gene Ontology annotation, cellular component: transcription preinitiation complex; nucleus; transcription factor TFIIIB complex.